Protopolystoma xenopodis is the source of this 390-nucleotide messenger RNA. The record is from the annotation of a GenBank genome assembly. NCBI's taxonomy places the organism in Eukaryota, Metazoa, Platyhelminthes, Monogenea, Polystomatidea, Polystomatidae.
AUGUGGACCGAAGCAAUUGCAGAACGCGGUCUGUCACUCGUCCUCCCCACUCGCCCAUUCUGCCUCGUUGCAGCCGUUUCGGCCAUUUCGCUCUCCAUCGCCACUCCCCCCCCUCCCCCACGCCCCUCACCGUCCAUGCAUGGCUCAGGUCAUGGAUUACGUGAACGCCUUGAAGGCCUCCUUUGGAGGCGAAUUUGCCAACAGCCUCUUUCGGCAGAGUCAAAGAUUGCCUCAGGCCUCGUCAGGUCCGACCGACUGGGCGCCAACUUUCAGACAAUUUGGAAGACGACAGAUUCGGCAAAGAGGGACAGCCUCAAACAGCUGGUCGGUCUCUUGACAAUCGGCUUAUUCUUGUCGAUCACCACUUCUAAUAAUAAUAAUAAUAAUUAA